GUCGCAUGGUCCAUUUGACAACAAACUCACCACCUUAUAUACUGCGUUUUUUUAAUUGCUCAGAAUAGCACAAAUAACAUGGGAAAGGAUGGCGAAAAGAAAACUUACUGACAUAACAGUCAGGUGUUUAGAUGACAGAAUGCUGCAUUAACAAAAUCCAACAAGAUGUUUGUAUUAGCAGACAUUAAGGACACUGUGCGUAUUCCCCCAUGGCAGUUCAAUGUCAAACUCACAGAUGCCGUGGUAGAGGCUCUUAACAAAAAACUAGCUAAUAAGGUUGUUCACAAUGUAGGACUAUGUAUAGCUCUGUGGGACAUCACUAAGCUAGAAGACAGCUACAUAUUACCAGGGGAUGGUUCCUCCCAUACUGUUGUUCAUUUCCGCUACGUUGUCUUCCGCCCAUUUAAUGAUGAAGUUGUGAUUGGAAAAAUCAAGAGCAGUAGCAAGGAAGGAGUACAUGUGUCACUAGAGUUUUUUGAUGACAUCUUAAUACCAUCUGAUGCUCUUCAACAUCCAUCCAGAUUUGAUGAGAGAGAGCAGCUGUGGGUGUGGGAGUACAUGGUGGAUGAGGAAAAACAUGAUCUGUACAUGGAUGUGGGAGAGGAAAUCAGGUUCCGUGUUGUGGAUGAGGUGUUUGUGGACACCACCCCCUCUGGCCCUGAGGUAUCAGCAGAUAGCACUGAGGUUCAGGAGACGGACACCAAGAAAACUCCAUAUUCUUUAAUAGGCUGUAUUAAUGAGCCCGGCCUAGGAUUGCUCUCCUGGUGGAGUAAUACGUAACCAAAAAAUGAGCCAGGAAAUGCUGUGGUGUAACGAGGAGAAUUGAGCUUUCUUUGUUGAACAGUGAAAGGAAGAGACUGAUAUGGAUUUGUAUGUAGAGAGGCGACAUGAGACGUGCAUGUCACGAUGGAACAACAUCAGAUGGUGAAAAUGUCAAACUCCAUGUUAUCUGCACAAACCUCGUCUUUCAUUAAUGGAAUUAACGUGUCUGCCCGUAUGCCUAAUGUGAUAUCGGAGGAAUUUUUUCCUCGGCGGCUUUCUUUUAUUAGCCGUUUUCUAAGUCGGCAAUGAGCCCAGGCACCCGGUGAGAACCACCGGACACAAUACGUGUAAACCGUGCAUUGAAUAUGACCACAAACUGUAGCAGCGAGGGUAAGACCUGUGCCAAGAGAAGGAGUGGUAAUGGCCUAUCGAUUUGUUAGAGCUUUUUCUAAGCCUAUAUAUAUAGUUACAUUAUACUCAACGAGGCUUAUACUU
Molecule: messenger RNA, 1257 nt
Organism: Lingula anatina
Lineage: Eukaryota; Metazoa; Brachiopoda; Lingulata; Lingulida; Lingulidae
Product: DNA-directed RNA polymerase III subunit RPC8
Biological process (GO): transcription initiation at RNA polymerase III promoter; DNA-templated transcription
Cellular component (GO): RNA polymerase III complex
Molecular function (GO): DNA-directed RNA polymerase activity; DNA binding
Source: RefSeq, a predicted model, not a curated record